AUAAAUAUAUAUCUUUGUUAUUAUUUAUUUAUUCAAACAGACGCUCACACUGCUGCACUGACUCAUCUGUUUCUAUAUUUUCUUCAUUUUAACGAUCAUUUUAUUUAUAAAGUUAUGAAUGAAUGACCGGAACCGGAAACUCAGAUUGCUGGUCUGAAAACGUGGAAAGUGGAUUUAUUGUUCUUAAGUUUAACUGAUUCAACACGAGAUAACAUCUAAAAUCCUCUAGAACUGUUUUAUCUAGUGCACCACGGACAAAUUAAUUCAUACAUUUAACAGGAAUAAAAGGACAAAACGCAAGAAAUCAAAGUUUGAUAAUUCAUGUUGAAAUGCUGAGGACUGUUUACUGUUUCUGUUUUCUCUUUUAUUUUAAAUAAAUAAUAAUAUCUUAAGUUAAUUUCGGACAUUUGAAGCGCGACAUUGACUCGGUGUUAAAUAAUGAGCACAUUAAAAUGUUGAAAAUGACAACGCAGUCCGGUCCGCUCCGGUGGAUCCAGUCCGGGAUCUCCUUGCUCCCGCUGCUGCUUACGGCUAGGCUAGGCUAGUACUAAACUCCCGGAGCUAACGGUUACAGUCCCGUUACCGCCGCUCCCGUUAAUGUGUCCGAUCAUCCCAGAGGAGCCUUUUACUCACCGGAACACACCGAUUUUACAACAACGUAUUUAUCCGAUAAUAUCGACCGACGGUCGGGUCUGUCGGAUCCCUCGGCUGGCCCCCGGUCUCAGCUAAGCUAACAGUUAGCCUUACAGCCAAAAUGGCGGACAACGAGGAUGACAGCGGGCUGACCAGAACAAUAACAGUCGCGGAGCCUCCGGGGGCCGCGGGCCAGCCGGGCCUCCAGGGCCAGCCCGGGGACGGAUCCGGGUCCAGGGCUCCGCACAGCAGCUCAGAACCACCGAGCAUCAUGGUGGGCCCGGAGUUCGGCAGCCUGGGCCCGGACCCGGACCUGGGCCCGGACCUCGGCAGCACCACCAUCAUCUACGUCCAGCCGGACGGCAGCCUGGUGGAGGGGUCCGGACUCACGGUCGAGGAGCAACAGGCCCUGCUGGAGCAGCUCACCAGGCAGCAGAUCGUCCAGGUCUCCGACACCGAGGCCGCCCAGCUGCUCCAGCAGAGCCAGCUGGUUAAGACCAUCCCGGUCCACAACACGGCCCUGGACCCCAGCCAGCUGCAGCAGGUCAUCAACCAGGUCACCAAGUCCCAGCAGCAGGUCCAUGUCCCCCAGCAGGGUUCGAAGCAACAAGUCCAGGUCCAGGUCCCCCAACAGGGUCUGAAGCAGCAGGUCCAGGUCCCCCAACAGGGUCUGAAGCAACAAGUCCAGGUCCCCCAGCAGAACAUAAAGAGCAGCACUCAGAACGCCUCCCAGCAGCUGAAGAGCGUGGCCCAGCAGGUUGCCCUGCAGACCAGCGGCUCGGUCCAGCUGGUCCAGAAGAAAUCGGAGCCGGUCCGGAUCCAGAUCCAGGUUCCCCACAAACAGGAGGUGAAGUCUGUGGUGGCGCCCCAGCAGAAGAGCCUCGCGGUCAGUCAUCCACAGGUGAAGCUGGCGGCCAAUGGCAGUGCUCAGAUCAUCCACAUCCAGCCGGUGGUGGGUCAGCAGGGCCAGCAGUUCUUCCUGCAGCAGAGUCCGGGGGACCCCCCUAUCCAGCUGCUGCUGCAGAGCCCCACCCCCGUCGUUGGAUCUCUGCUCCCAUUGGUCCACAAACUCACGGGCCAGACCGCGAUGACGGGCACCACCGCCUCUGGUCCGGGCCAGAAACCUGCCGUAUCCCCCGUCAGGGUCGGGACCCACACCGUCGCCAAGACCCCGCCCUCCUCCGCUGCCAAGGCCGUCCCUCACAUCAAAAACCCUGCAGAUGCCAAGCCGUCCGCUACCAGCAAGAGCCCCGUCAAACCGCCGGCACAGAGCGCCCGACCCGCCUCAGCGGCCCCGCACUCUGUGGCCCCGCCCGCAACAGCGAAGGACAGAGAAAGGGAAAAAGAGAAGAAGUUGAAGAAGAGAGAGAAGAAGGCGAUAAAGGUCCAGACCCGAUCCGGACGGGUCUCUAGACCGCCCAAAUACAAAGCUAAAGACUACAAGUUCAUAAAGACAGAGGAUCUGGCCGACAGCCACCAGUCCGACUCUGACGACUACUCCGACAUGAGCGUGGAGGACGAGGAGGGCGGGAGGAAGGAAGCCGUGGCGCCAGGCUCCGCCCCCUCGCUGACCUACAGCCACAAGUCCCGGUCCCACCGCUGCCAGACCUGCGAUAAGGCCUACAUCGGCGCCGGAGGCCUGAACCGCCACUACAAACUGAACCCGAGCCACGGGGAGCCCGACCUGACGGGCGGCAUGGACGGCCAAUCACAGGAGACAACCACGGGCGCAGUCGGGGAGGAGGCGGAGGACAGGAAGAGAGACGACAAACCUGCUGCCACGGCAACAAACAGAGUGGACGGCGGUCCGGCAGGUGCUGUCGGACUCAGGGGCCUCCAUCCCCGGGGCCCCGGCCGCCCCCGAGGGCGAGGGAGAGGCAGGGGGCGGGGCCGUGGCCGAUCGCUGGGACCGCCUCCUAAGGUGGCGGUGAGCCUCGUCAGUAGGCGGGGCCGCCGCGGUCGACCCCCCAAGCUCGCCGUCAGCACGGUGACCGCGGAGCAGCAGGCGGACCGCAGACGAGACCGACUGCAGGAGCUGGUGGACUCCUGCCAGGACGAGGACCUGAUGGACAUCGUCCUGCCCCGCCUGACCAGAGUACUUAGCCUCUGGGAGCUGCUGCUGGCCAAGGUAGAGGGCGGCGGUCCCACCCGGACUCGGUUUCCAGACAUCUACCGUGAGUUUGAGUCCCUGCAGGUGCAGGUGAGGCAGGCUGCUCAGGACUACAUCGUAUGCCCCCAGGGCGGAGCGGCGCCACUGGAGGUCCGCAACAUUGAGGUUGCCAGGUCUCUGGGGAUCCUGGAUGAGGUGAACAGGAUGAAGAUGGUUCCCGCUGCGUCUCCUAGCUCCAGUCUGACCAAUAAGAACGUCCGAUACAUGGAGAAUUCCAAGAUGCUGCCGCCUUCAAAGAGAUUCAAGAUGGAGAACAGCGUUCCGGUUCAUCAGAACGGCAUCGAGGCGCCCAGAACAGGUGGGACGACAGCAACCCCUGUGGUCUCUGCGGUCUCUGCGACCCCUGUGGCCCCCUUGAAGCCCCGCUCAGUCUCCGUCUCUCCUCUGGUGAUUCCAGCUGGAUCUAAACUGCAGACCACCACGGCGGACUCCGACUCCAGCUCGUCCGGCUUCAUCAAGGCUCCGCCCCUCGUCACGCCCAUGGAGGUGACCCCAGGUGAGGACCAGGUGGAGUCUAACAAGGACCAGGUCCUGGGCAGCAGGGACAUCAGCGCCCAGGUGGAGGAGCUAGAGAAAGCUCUGGGUUCAGACUCAAAGACACCCGAGUCUGGCUCCGCGCAGACAGGGUCCGGCUCAGUCCAGACAGAGUCCGGCUCAGUCCAGACAGAGUCCGGCUCCGCCCAGAUUCUGAGGGACGCCUCCCUGGACCCCUGCGAGCCCAAAGAGCUCCAAGAGGGUCAGGAGAUUUACAUCCAGACCGAGGGGCUGACGGUCCAGCUAGCAGAACCCGGCUCGGACCGGAUCGUAGUCGUCAACGGGCCGGACGGGACCACCAUGCACAUCCAGACCCCAGAGGGGGUCCCCCUGGAGGCGGUCCAGGCCCUGCUGGGCAUCGAAGCUUCAGACGGAGCCAAAGCUCAACAGUGAACAGAACCAGAACCUCAACCUGAGCUGAAGCAUGUCGCUGAGGACCUUCUUCAGACUGAACCUCGUGUUUUAAAACAACUCGAAGCUUCUGAUCAGAAAUCACUUAACAAACGUUUUCAUUUUAAUUUGAGCUCUGCUGAUAUUUAUACUUCUGAUGAUCAGUGAGUCUGAUCUCAGGCUGGCAGACUCAGCAUGAUAUGACAAGACACUCGGGUGACUCUGUCACUCGUGGCUCCCGGACUGGGCAGUCUUAUUUAUGGCAGCGGUGGGCUCAGCUUGCUAUCUGAUUGGUCUCCUGUGAUGAUGUCACGGCUCCUCAGGAGGAACUCGAUCUUCCUGAUUGUUAAUUUGUAAACUUGAACUUGAUUUUUUUUCAGUGUUUCCAUAUUUGAAAUUGUUCAUUUCAACAUAGAAACUGAUUAGUUGGCUGUUUAUAUGUAGAUAAAUAUGAAAAACAAAGUUUAAAAAAAUGUGGCACUAUUUUAUUACUUUUUAUAAACUUCACAGUGAAACGUUUUCCAGAAGGAAAGUUCCUGAUUUGUCUGUUGAAUGUAUGAAACAUGUUAAUGUUGCUCCAAUAAACUGAUGUGACGACUCGGAGCGGACGAGUCCUCGUGUCCUCUGACCUGUU
Centropristis striata (black sea bass) is the source of this 4361-nucleotide messenger RNA. It is a transcript of the gene znf839, whose product is annotated as zinc finger protein 839. The coding region runs from base 755 to 3730 and encodes 991 amino acids. NCBI's taxonomy places the organism in Eukaryota, Metazoa, Chordata, Actinopteri, Perciformes, Serranidae. The transcript is spliced from 10 exons. The record is from RefSeq and is a predicted model, not a curated record.